AUGGCGGGCUUAGGAUCGGGAUACGAUCUUUCUGUCUCAACUUUCUCUCCCGAUGGCCGCGUCUUUCAGGUUGAGUACGCUGCCAAGGCAGUCGACAGCGCGGCUCUCUGUGUCGCCGCCGCCUGCAAGGGCGGCGUAGCCUUUGCAGUGGAGAAGCCAAAAGUAUCUGCCAUGCUUGCACAGGGGUCCAACAGGAGAAUCUUCCCAGUCACGAAAGACAUCGGAAUGGUAGUGGCGGGUUUGGUGCCUGAUGGCCGCCAGUUGUGGCACAGAGCCCGCGCUGAGGCGAGGGCAUAUUUGAAGGGUUAUGGCGUUUCUAUCCCUAUUGGGGUCUUAGCUGAGCGACUUGCUCUCUUUAUGCAUGCAUACUCGCUGUAUUGGCACGUCAGGCCUUUCGGGGCGACAUGCAUCUUAGGAGGGCUGCAGGCGGACCCCGUUACAGGCUUCAAGGAACUCAAGGGGGAGGUUUACUCCAUCGACCCUAGCGGUUGCUGUUCCCGCUACUGGGGCACUGCGGCCGGGCAGAAUAGACCAUCAGCAAAGACAGAGUUAGAGAAGCUGCCGCUAUCUGAGCUGGACCCUGAGGGUUUAGGGGAUGAGCUGGCACGCGUAUUGCUAGUGCUGAGGGAGGAAGGGCAGUCAGAGGGAAAGACUGAGAUAGAAAUAGGGUCUCUUAGCAUACAGGGUGGUCAAGCGGUCUUUGGGCUGUGGGACAGCGAGAGAGUGGCUGCUGCUGUUACAAAGGCCAAGCAAGCUAUCGAGGCUAUGGAAAGCGACUAG
Messenger RNA from Cyclospora cayetanensis, 780 nucleotides. RefSeq names its product proteasome subunit alpha type-3. Gene Ontology annotation, biological process: ubiquitin-dependent protein catabolic process. The record is from RefSeq and is a predicted model, not a curated record. Gene Ontology annotation, cellular component: proteasome core complex, alpha-subunit complex; nucleus; proteasome core complex. Lineage: Eukaryota; Apicomplexa; Conoidasida; Eucoccidiorida; Eimeriidae. The coding region runs from base 1 to 780 and encodes 259 amino acids. The transcript has 4 exons.